Molecule: messenger RNA, 1452 nt
Organism: Cryptosporidium ubiquitum
Lineage: Eukaryota; Apicomplexa; Conoidasida; Eucoccidiorida; Cryptosporidiidae
Exons: 1
Coding region: 1-1452 (483 amino acids)
Source: RefSeq, a predicted model, not a curated record
AUGGGAAAAUCGAAAAAUUCGAAGAUCAUUAGUGAAGCAGAGCCAUUAGUUGCGUCUAAAAAUAAGAGCAAUGGUAUUAAUGCGUAUAUUCUGGUUUCCUUGGCAUUUCUCCAAAUGCUUGUAAGCUCAGGUAUCAUUCUUGGUUGGCAGUCUUUAGCGAAUAUAAUUAAAGAUAAUGGAACAUACAGAUUUCUUUGUGAAGAUCCAUCUCUUCCUUGUGUAGAGGAAGAAGUGUAUUUGGCAAAUCUUAUGACUAUUUCUCAAUCCAUUCAAAUGUUUUCUGUAUUAUUCUUAAGUAUUAUGAUGGAUUUCAUUGGGCCAAAAUUCAUGGCAGUUUGCCAGUUUAUUACUGCAUUAGGUACAUUUAUGAUUGCAGUUGGUGACCCAAAAGGCACAGUUGAUUAUAUUUGGCUUGGUGCCAUUUUACAAAAUUUGUGUGGUUGCAUUUAUAUCCCAUCUUUCAUUCAUUUAUCAAAUCUUUUUCCCAAAGGUAGAGCUGUUGUCGCAUCUACAUUCUCAACAUUGUAUGGUUUUUCAUCUCUUACCUUCCUUGCUAUACAAAUAAUCCAUUCUCACUUUCAAACUACACUAAAAGCAUCACUCCUUCCUCUAGCUCUCAUUCAAACAUUCUUUGUUUUGUUCAGUUUACUCCUUCCGAACAAAAUUAUUCAUUUAGGAGAUACUUGUGGUUUUUCAUUAAAAAAGUAUGGCUUUUAUUCCAUUCAAAGUACCUCUAACGAAAGUAACUCUGAAAAUCACAUCAGUAUCGUCGACAAUCAUGCCAAAGAAAGAAACUCCAGUUUCAUUGAAUCUAAGAUUAAGCCUUUAUUAAAGUCCAUUUUCUCCAAAAUGUUUGUAGUUCAAUUCCUCUUAGAAUUACUUGUAGUAGUUUCAGUCAACUUUUAUGUAUCAACCCUCUCAUUACAAAUAGAGGAGCUCAGUGGCUUAAGCUCAAUUGAGGAGAGAAAAAAACUUGGAUAUCACUGGUCAACUAUAUUUACAACCAUUUCUCCAUUUGGUUCAAUUGUUGGUGUAUUGGAAGGCUAUUUAGUUGAUAAAUAUGGAUUAUGGAAAUCAUCACUUGUUCCAAUCAUACUUUUAGUUCUUUGUGCAUCAUUUAAAUUGGUGCCAAAUGUUCCAUUCCAAUUACUUACUUUCAUUGCAUAUACAACCAGCCAAGAAGCUGUAUUUAGUUCAGCUUACUCUCUUUUUACUUUGGCAAUACCUACCGAUGUUAUUUGUACUUUUGCUGGAGUAAACCUAUUAUUACAGUCAUUCCCUGUAGGAUAUCUUCCUCAGUACUUGAUUUCAUUAUUUAGUCAAUAUGGGUGGACUUUCCGAGAGAUCAACUUUAUGCUUAUUUCUCCAACAAUUAUUGUAGGAGUCAUUUACGUCAAAUUCUUAUAUACUCUCGAAAAAAAGUCUAAAGCAAUUAUGAGUGAAACACAUUAG